AUGAUCCGCGAAGACAACCAGUCCUGCAUCAAAAUGACCAAGAAUCCGGUCAACCACGGCCGCGCCAAACACAUUGAUAUCAAGUACCAUCACAUUCGCGAUGAAGCCAAGCGCGGUGAAGUGAAGCUCGAGUAUUGCGAGACUUCCGUGAUGAUGGUGGACAUCAUGACCAAGGGACUUCACGGACCACGCCACAAGGACUUAACGGCGGCACUAGGUAUCUGUGCAUUCGGAUUGAGGGGGCGUGCUGACGGUCAUCGGUUUUCUACCAUUAUUGGUAACCGUGACCGGUUCAAUCCGAACCGCCUGCUCAGCUUAAUAUUUACGAUGUAG
Peronospora matthiolae is the source of this 333-nucleotide messenger RNA. Lineage: Eukaryota; Oomycota; Peronosporomycetes; Peronosporales; Peronosporaceae. The record is from the annotation of a GenBank genome assembly.